AUGCGCAUCCUUCCAACCCUCCUGGCCACCGCCCUAAUGGCGCCCAUCCUCGUCACCACAGCUGCUGUGCCCGUCCCUGCCGCCCCUUUGGCCGCCAAGUACCAGACCCCCACCACCCUCGCCUUCAACCGCACCGAGACCACGAGCGUCCAGUGCGGCAACAGCUCCUUCCGCGAGAUCGGCGGCGGCGAGGACGGCGGCAUGCUGGUCCGUGACUGCGAGCACAUCCUGCGCAACUUUGAGGGAGAGGGAUACUUUACUGUGCUGGCUUCGGGCUGGAAGACUAAAAAUGUGUUUCCGUACUGGGUCGAGGGCACUUGCAUGUUUGGAUUCGGCCGCCACACCAACAGCAACAGCAACAGCAACAGCAACAACAACGGGUCCAACGAUAUUAUUCUAAUCGGCGAUGGCGACAUCAAGCGCUUCCUCGCCCACUCGGUACACAUGCGGCUGCCUGGCUCCCUCGACUUUAUGGAGAGCGUCCAGGGGCAGGUCGCAUGUAAUACUGUUGGCGGCGGACGGGCGGACAUCGAGUGGACUCUGCGGGUCACUCCGAACGCUACCCGCAUUCACCUUGAGCAGUCGGUCUGA
This is a messenger RNA of Cryphonectria parasitica EP155, 591 nucleotides long. RefSeq lists its product as uncharacterized. NCBI's taxonomy places the organism in Eukaryota, Fungi, Ascomycota, Sordariomycetes, Diaporthales, Cryphonectriaceae. The coding region runs from base 1 to 591 and encodes 196 amino acids. The record is from RefSeq and is a predicted model, not a curated record. The transcript has 3 exons.